AUGGGUCAGCUCCGGCUGGUGAAUGGUUCCAACCAGUGCUCUGGACGGGUGGAGGUUUGGUACCGCAAUGAGUGGGGAACAGUGUGUGAUGACAGCUGGGACAUGAGAGAUGCCUCUGUGGUGUGUAGGCAGCUCGGCUGCGGAGAGGCGAUAUCAGCCCCAAGUAAUGCUUAUUUUGGGAGUGGAUCUGGGACUAUCUGGCUGGACGACGUUAACUGCAAUGGGGAGGAGGAGCUCCUCAGCGAGUGCUCGCUGCAGGCUUGGGGACAGCACAACUGCAGGCACAGCGAGGACGCAGGCGUUGUGUGCGCAGGUUUGCCCAAGGACUGCAGCGAGGUCUCUGCUGGCAGCCCCAGCGGCAUUUACGUCAUCCAGCCUGCCGGGCUGCACCCCAUCGUGGUGUACUGCGAAAUGAACGUGACGGACGGGGGCUGGACGGUCAUCCAGAGGAACCGGCAGAGCACGGAGAUCACCUGGGCCGAGUCCUGGAGCACUUACAAGUACGGCUUUGGGAAUGUGCGCAGCGAGUACUGGCUGGGCACUGAGUACAUCCAUCAGAUCUCCAGGCAGAAGGUCUACCAGGUCAGGUUUGUCAUCUGGGAUGCUGCAAACAACACCAAGUUUGCAGACUACAACCUCUUCAGUGUGGAAGAUGAGUCCCAGGGCUACCGACUGAGGCUGGGAGCGUACUCGGGGACAGCGGAGGAUGCCAUGGCCUCAAAGAGUCCCAGCACCAUGCACGACAACAUGAAGUUCUCCGCCAAAGAUCUGGAUCAGGACACUUACAGUGGGAACUGUGCCUCCAGCUACGGGGGCGGGUGGUGGUACUCGGCGUGUUAUGCUGUACGGCUGAACGUCAAGGGGGCCAUAACGUGGGGCAGCCUGUGCAACGGGAACUGCAAAGCCUCUGCCAUCCUCAUCAAACCCAUCACCUACUGCUAGGGCUGCGUCACUGCCUGUCUGCACUGGGUGCGUGGCCAGACCGGUGCUCCGACGGGCCCCUUUGCUGGGGGGGGGAGCGGAGCAGGUGGCAGUGGGGCACACCUGGGGCUGAGAAAAGAUUUUUCUUUCACGUCUCUUGCAGAGUUUCUUUGCUUCCCUUUCUGGGUUCUUCUACUUUGAGCUGUUUUUAUUUUAAUUGCGUUAUAAUCAGACUAACACAUUGCAAAGCAUGUACUUCUGAAACAUGCCUGCUCUGGAGAAUAAAAUGUGCUUUGGAAACAUAAAGCCUGGAUGAGCAGCCCAAGAAAAAAGUCCUUAUUCCUAGCUGUAUAAAUCAUUUCCUUCUAAGCUCUAUAGAUAAUUCUUUUCAGGGUUUCUCUCACCCCCUCAUUAGCUGGGGUGAGGGAAGGAUAAAGUUUCCUUAUUUCCUAGUAAAUCUGAAUUAACCCCACUUGCGGAAGAUGUGGCCUGGACACCUACCCCUGGAGAGGUGUUUUCACCCACACUGGUUCUCUGUUCAGUGGCUGUUAAAGCCUCCAGUAAAAUCCUGUGUCUAAACAAACACCUACAACCUGCAAAUACCUGCUCCGCAUCUCUGGCAUGUUUG
Molecule: messenger RNA, 1549 nt
Organism: Grus americana (Whooping crane)
Lineage: Eukaryota; Metazoa; Chordata; Aves; Gruiformes; Gruidae
Product: fibrinogen-like protein 1-like protein
Exons: 3
Coding region: 1-942 (313 amino acids)
Cellular component (GO): membrane
Source: RefSeq, a predicted model, not a curated record